This is a messenger RNA of Dalotia coriaria, 6217 nucleotides long. Its product is annotated as kinesin-like protein Klp68D. Bases 210 to 2510 code for a protein of 766 amino acids. Lineage: Eukaryota; Metazoa; Arthropoda; Insecta; Coleoptera; Staphylinidae. The transcript is spliced from 7 exons. The record is from RefSeq and is a predicted model, not a curated record. Gene Ontology annotation, cellular component: microtubule associated complex. Gene Ontology annotation, molecular function: ATP binding; microtubule binding; microtubule motor activity. Gene Ontology annotation, biological process: mitotic spindle organization; spindle elongation; microtubule-based movement.
CGCAAGUUUCCUGCGCGACCCUCGCCGCUCUGUCUGCACGCUCGCCGCGGUGUUUGUAUCGCGCGCACUCUCGAAGCGCUCGGUGCGUUUGUCGGCGGCCCGGCGUGAAUGCGCGCCCGGCGACCAGACGGGCGAAUAAUCGAUAAUUUCCCGUUUUCGUGCGCGACGCAUCGCCGUGACAUCGGUCCAGUGCGAAAAUUUAACCUCGAAUGCGCCAGCUUCGUCGCAGCACUCCGGAUGUUCCGCCAGCAAUGGACGAGGAAUCGCAUCUGAACGGCCAGCCGGCCGCACCGGUUGCGUCACGUCUCACUUCUAGAAAUGUCAACAAUGAGUCGGUGCAAGUAAUAGUCCGAUGUCGACCUAUAAGUUCAAAGGAAGAGUCAGCAGAUUGCGCGUCAGUGGUGAACGUGUACUCACAACGAGGUGUCAUAGAAGUAGACAAUCCCAAGGCGAAAUCUGAUAACGAAUCCAAUAAAGUUUUCACUUAUGAUGGCGUGUAUGAUUGGAAUGCAAGUCAGCAGAGUAUUUAUGACGAAACAAUUCGUCCUUUGGUUGCCUCCGUCUUGGAAGGUUACAAUGGCUGUGUAUUCGCAUAUGGGCAAACCGGAACCGGAAAAACGUUCACAAUGGAAGGCGGUGCGGAUGAAGAAAACAAAGGUAUCAUCCCACGUGCGUUCGAUCAAAUCUGGGCGCACAUCAAUCGCACCACCGGAACUGAAUUCCUUGUCUCCGUUAAAUAUCUCGAGAUUUACAUGGAGGAAAUUCGUGAUCUUUUAAAAACAAAGAAUCCGAAACCAUUGGAAUUGCGUGAGAUGUCCGGCAGUGGUGUAUUCGUUUCACAUUUGCAUUCGCAGACAUGUCAGAGUGCUGAUGAUAUGUUGAAAGCUAUGCGAAAUGGUAACCAUAAUCGCACGACAGGUGCCACUAAUAUGAAUGAACAUUCCAGUCGUUCGCACGCCAUUUUUCAGAUCUCUAUCGAGAUGGCCAAGAAUGACACCAAGGCGGUACGCGUGGGGAAAUUGAACUUGAUUGAUCUGGCAGGUAGUGAGCGACAGAGCAAGACUGGAGCGACAGGCAAUCGUCUGAAGGAAGCCACGAAGAUUAACAAAUCGUUAUCGGCGUUGGGAAAUGUAAUUUACGCGUUGGCUGAGAACUCCUCGCAUAUACCGUAUAGAGAUUCAAAGUUGACGAGACUACUUCAGGAUUCCUUGGGUGGAAAUUCAAAAACCAUCAUGAUUGCGAACAUUGGGCCGGCCAGUAUGAAUUAUGAUGAGACAAUCAUCACUCUACGGUAUGCCUAUCGAGCCAAGUCAAUCAAGAAUCAACCGGUGCGUAAUGAAGAUUGUAAAGAUGCGAAAUUAUUAGAUCUUCAAAACGAAAUCGAACGCCUCAAGAAUUUGAUACUCCUGAAAGGCAACGGAAAAUUUGUACCAUCUGAAGAUAUUAAUCUAGAUGAUCUUGAUGAUCUGGACGAUACGUCUGAUAGUGGAGAAGAGACAGAAAACCAAAAACGUGAACGUGAGGAGCGUAUCGAAGAAGGAAAGAUGCAAGUUGACGAGUUGAGCAAGAAAUUACGCACGUUAGAGAAACAAAUGGUGCAUGGUGGGAAGAAUAUAGUUGAUAGUGUCAAUGAGAACGAAAUCCAAUUGGAGAAACAAAAGAAUGAAAUCGCAGCGAGGAAGAAACGCGAGAUUGAAAUGCAACAAGAGUUGGAACUUGAGGAAGAAUCCUGUUUGGAGUUAAAACAAGGAUUUCAAACAUUACAACAAGAAGUUGAUUUCAAACGCGAGAAAUUAAAGCGUUUACAUACGAAACUACAAAGUACUAAGCAGGAAAUUACGGAUAAUCACGAGAAUUAUUUAAAAGAACGUCAGGAAUUGAGUGAGGCUAAUGAAGAUGCUUCCAUGCAUUUGCGGCAAGCAUUUUUAGUGCUUGAAAACUUUGUGCCAUCAGAAGAACGUUCCAAGUUGUUGAACCUAGCUCAGUUUAACGAGGAUACUGAUAAUUGGGCAUUGAAGAAGGAAAAGCGAAGGUUUAACCCUUCGGAUCGUCCAAUUGCGCAUGAUUACCGAAGGCCUAUCUCAGAAUAUUCAAUAACACAUGCUAUUCCAACGAAUGGUCUGAGAUUUCGUGCUGAAAAUAUAUUAGAUCUCAAACUAGACCUGCCCCUGCGUACGACGCAGGACUACGUUAAACCAACGGUUUGCCCUCAGGUAAAGGCAGCGGUCAAGAAUGUGAUAAAACAAGACGCCGACAACAACCGCAUAGUGAUUAAACUGGCCCCGCACGGGUUUUCCGGGCGAGGCGUGUCGAAAACCGAACUGGAAGGGCGCUUCAAUAAGGCGGCGCGUAACACGGUCGAAGUAAACAAUUAUAAUAACGAAUUGCGUCCGAGUGCUAAGCGUGUGAUUGAGACUCAUCCUGAACUCCCGCUGCUAGAGAUGGACGACUAUGAGGAUUUCCACAUUCCUUACCUCCCUACCGAGCGGGAUAGAAAUUGGAUUCCUUGAAACUGCGCCAUGUUGGAUGUUAUUGAAUUUUAUAAGUUUUUCCAUGUGUGGUGGAGAGGUGAAUGUUGCUAAACAAGCAGAAAUUAGUAUCAUUGGAGUGAGGAUUUUGGGUGCCUUGCUCACAAGAUGUGCAAACAAGUCGAACAAACGAGAUGAGCAUGUUUCACCACCGCAGGGUUGUGUGGAUACGUGCCCGCACUGCCAAAGAUGUCGAGAAAUGCGAUGAGGGAUGAGUUAUUACACAAGUUGUGCGCGACACGUGUCGGCGCAGAUCGACCCAGCCAGCGUACCCGCCGCCUCCCUGUAUUGCAAAACCUUUGUACGUGGCUGGUACACGUUACGCGGUGUGCGCGUGCGGGCCCGGCCGACGUCACGACCGCCCCCGUCCGCUCGACGAGCGACUGAGCGAGCGGCGACGCGCAGACCUGUUAACCAGUGGUGCACGGGCCGGCCCGCCGACACGCUGUUUGCCGCUUCUGCCGUGCGCACCGUACAUGCGGCCGUCGCCGCCGCCGCCGCUGUUAUCGAAACGCGGUCAACGGAACGCGUCUUUCGCCGCCCCCGUCCGAAAAGUUCGCGCGCGCACCACGGCUCGCACGUCGUUCAUCAAUUCUCUCAAGCAGGUCAGUUUUAUGUGCGCCAGACGGCCGCUCUUAAUUAGCACAGUAAAAACAAAAAUCACACAAUUAUCCAGUUUUCUCAAACGUACAACAACAAACAAUUAGAUUACUCGAAAAACAAAAAAGUUUAACUCUAAACAUUCAUUUCAUUAAACAAUUAAACAGAUAAAUUUAAUAUUUAUCUAUUUUUUCAGAAUUUGCAAUUGAAAAUUUAUUAAUUUAAUUUAUAUUGAUGUGAAAUUGAUGCGAAUACAAAUUCAAUUUGAAUAGUAAUACGCUCAAAUUUGUAAAUUUCCUGGAUGUUGCAAAGCAAGAUGAAACGCACAAAAGGGGCAGGUGUAAAAUCAAUACGCUAAUAUUUAAUAUUUUAUCUUUGCGAUACGUAGCCUUAGCGUUGGUACAUGCACAUACUUUCUUUAUUACUUUCCCGCCACACUCGAAGCACUAAAAGUGUGCAAAGUGUUUUUGCUUAAUUUACAACGUCUGGCAGUGUCAAAGCACUUCAAUUCUAUGCUCUACUAUCAUUUAUUUAACGAUUAACUGUGCUAACUUUUUGUUUUAGACUUUUUUUACAUUAACAUCCAUCAUUUAGCGCGUUUUUCUUUCUGUCUGGGUCGAAGUAAGUCUUUUGGAAAAUAUGAGAACAAUAUGUGGAGGAUUUAACAUUUUUUCGUGCGACCCCGCCGGAAAAUCCUUUUUAUUUAUUAUGCCAUUUAUUUAAUCGAAUUUACUCUAUCACCAGACGAGCUUUAGCGCUCAUUUAUCUCUGAUAUUUUUUGUUUUUCACGCUUAUAUAGCAAUCCUGGCUUGCGUUUUUUGUGUGGCUUCUUGGUGGGUUUCGGGUUUAAUUAAAAUUUUACCCUCUGGAUUGGAGAUUAAUUAAGAUGCAUUUUUUGUUGUUGAAAUGUUUGUGUAUUUUAACACAUACAUAUGCGCAAAUAUAGAUUGUAGUGGCAUGGCAGACGGGAAACAAUCAAAUUUGGUCGUGAAACUGCAAACGGCGACUGGCGCCGCCACCAUUCCCAUGUUUCAGCGCUUGAAACAAGCGUGAAUGUGACGCUUCAAAUGAACAGUGUUGUUGCAGAGGAUUAAUUAAAAUCGGUUUUUGUGUGCCGCGCGCGUGGGAAACUUUCGCACUUUUGGUUGCGAAUGUCUGAAACAACUAAAAGUAUGGCGCAAUGGAGAGAAUUUGCAUUUUUACAUUUGCAUUUUAGCCUUAAUAAAGGGAAUAAAUCUCUUUGUGUGCAUAUAUGCAGAAAAACUAAAUUAAAUUCUAUAGAAUAAAUGAAUAAAAAGAAAUAGAAUUCAAAGCAUUUCAAACUAUGUUUGACUAUUAAUUAAUUUUUGUAUUAAAAAUUUUAAUAGGAACUGUAUUUGCCAAGCAUACAAUUUUUACCAGGUAUUGCCAUAUAAAAAUGCUUUCAUCAUUAAUUAAGUAAUUAAUUGGUUUUGUAUCAUAACUUUUAAGUAAACUGCUCCAUUACUUUAUAAACUAGUAAAGCGUAAACAUUUGUAUUUUAAAAAUGUAUUUUUAUAGUUCAUUGUACGCAAAACAUGAAAAAUACUCUCAAGCGCUACUAAAAUCUCCGUUUAUUGUACACAUGAUAUUUUCUUGCUCAUAAAACAAAAUAUCAUUUAAAUUUGGAAUAUUUUUUACCUUUUUGACCGCGUGUAAUAGAAUUUUACUUAGUAAGAAAAGAAAGCACCAUAUAUUUCCUAUUAUAGCGUGUAAUUUGGUUCGAAUGUAAUACAUUUUUCGCUCGAUUUUUAUUUUUAGUUUCAAUGCAUAAUCUACAAUCACAAACUUUAAUAUUGCGUCAAAGGAAAAAAAGUUAAAUCUAUUAUAUUGCAAGUUGCAAUUCUGCACGUGUUUUUUUACUUAAAAUGUUUUGUUUUUAACGCCACUUUAUCGCAUAUCGUGACUAAACGGGAGUUUUAGCAAAUGCGCAGGCGCAAGCAUCACCCCGUGACUAAAGCCUGUAACUAAAGUAUUUUAGUCAUGGCCUUGCUUGUCCAUGUUUUCACUUUUUGGGUCUCAAAACCAUAGAAAACUGAGGCUGUUUAGAUGAAAAUAGAAAAAAAAUAAUAAAACAUGAAAAUCUCUAAAUAUAAAAACAUCAAUUAAUAUUAUUUACCAGUAAAAUCACGUAAUCCAAAUAAUCACACAUGAAAUUGAAAGUUUUAUCCACCUAUGCACGAGUACGUAUUUUAUAUUUCCAAUUUGAAACAUCGAAACCGAGCGAAAUAAUUUACGCCCCAAUUAAACAUAUCCGCAUGCAAUAUAAAAUAUUGUGUAAUCAACUGUAUAAAUCUAUUUAAUGAUUUAACGUGUGUUAUUUAUCUCACUUAGCGCAUUAGACCGCUUCAGUUUCAAUUGUGUGGAUAUUCGACUUCGGUGGUAUCAUUGUGAAUUUUGAGUAAUCAUUUGCAUUAUGCCGCAAUGGGUAGCCCUGAAUGGGUAGCGCUAAAAUGGUAAUUCGUAAUUCGACGAGGGACUAUGAUCAUGAAUAUAGAGUUAAGUGUUGAAGCGGUGCAGACGAACCGAAUUGUUAUUUGCAUUGAAUUGAGUUGUUAUUAAACAAUUAAACUUAAAUUAUUCGCAAAUCACAAGACAAUAACAAAUUUUUGCAAUAUCUAUAAUUUAAAUAUGAAUCGCAAAAUCUGUUAGUAAGCGCAUAACUCAACAACGCUUAAACCAAUUUGGCCAAUUCUUUUUUUUAAAUGUUCGGUAAAGCCCAAGGAUGGUUUUUACGACAAGAAAAAUUCGAAUAAUUGCCGGGAAAACCCUAAAGACAGCCCUUUUCUAUAGGAUAAAAGUUAGCAUUGAAAUUCAAUCAUAGUUAUAGUUAAAUAGUUGAAUCCGAGAUGGCGCACUGAAGUCCAUUAUUAGCAAUUCUUAUAUAAUUAAUUUCUUUAAAAUAAAAUUGCGAAUCUUAUUGAUAGAAUAUAUAUAUUAGGGUGUCCGUUAUUUCCCAAAAUGGAUUUUAUUUUUCAGACGCCCCCCAAACUUUUAGAUUUUGACCUAAAAAAAAAUAUGAGACCCAUUUCAGCCCUUAAAAUUGAUAUUAAACCGUGCCUAAAUCAUAA